Molecule: messenger RNA, 648 nt
Organism: Staurois parvus
Lineage: Eukaryota; Metazoa; Chordata; Amphibia; Anura; Ranidae
Source: the annotation of a GenBank genome assembly
AUGCUCCCUACCUCCUGACUUGCUGGGCAUCUUUGUCCAUAUGGAGUGUCUGUGGAGUGUGGUCCCUGAGGUUGUGUGGUGAGAAUCUGCCCGCUGACAGCUGAUGGUCUUGGCCAACGGGAUGGACUCCCGAUCAUGUGACUGCAGUAAGAGGCAAUCACCACAUGGUGGUCCGUGGAAAAGAGACCCAUUACACUGGUGGUUAGUGGGAAGAAUACUCCCUACAUUGAUGGUAAGUGGGAAGAAAGUCCCUUACAGUGAUGGUCAGUGGGAAGAAUGCCCCUUACAUUGGUGGUCAUUGGGAAGAAUGUCCCUUACAUUGGUGGUCAUUGGGAAGAAUGUUUCUUACACUGCUGAUCUUUGGGAAGAAUGUCCUUUACAUUGAUGGUCAGUGCGAAGAAUGUCCCUUACUUUGAUGGUUAGUAGGAGAAUGCCCCUUGCAUUAGUCCGUUACAUUGGUUAUCAGUGGGAAGAAAGUACCUUACAUUGAUGGUCAAAGAAAAGAAUGUCCCUUACAUUGGUGAUUAAUGGGAAGAAUGUCCCUUACAUUGGUUAUCAGUGGGAAGAAUGUCCCUUAUAUUGAUGGUCAGUGGGAAGAAUGUCCCUUACAUUGAUGGUCAGUUGGAAGAAUGUCCCUUAUAUUGAUGG